Molecule: messenger RNA, 759 nt
Organism: Colletotrichum siamense
Lineage: Eukaryota; Fungi; Ascomycota; Sordariomycetes; Glomerellales; Glomerellaceae
Exons: 2
Coding region: 1-759 (252 amino acids)
Source: RefSeq, a predicted model, not a curated record
AUGUCUGCUGCCAAGCCUACCUUCGUUCUCGCGCCUGGUGCGUGGCACAAGGAGAUCUGCUACUCUCCCGUCGAGCAGAUCCUCAACUCCAAGGGCUACGAGACCGUCGCCGUCGAGUACCCCUCCGUCGGCGCUGAGCCCCCCACCAAGGGCCUGAACGAUGACGCUGCCGCUGUGAGAUCCGUCCUCCAGAGACUCGCCGACGAGGAGAAGGAGAUCGUCCUGGUCGUCCACUCCUACGGCGGUCUCGUCGGUGCCAACGCCGUCGAGGGUCUCGGCUACAAGCAGCGCGCUAAGGAGGGUAAGAAGGGCGGUGUCAUCACCUUCGUUUACCUCAGCGCCUUCGUCGUCCCCGUUGGCAAGUCUAUCAAGGUUAUGCUUGGUGGCCAGUUCCUUCCUUGGAUGAAGUUCGACGGUAACUACGUCCACGCCCUCACUCCCGAGGAGAUCUUCUACCACGACGUCGAGCCCGAGCUCCAGGCGAAGGCCAUCUCCCAGCUGAAGCACCAGUCGGCGCCCGUCUUCGACGAUGUCGUCACCUACGAGCCCUGGCACGAGAUUGACUCCAUGUUCUUCUUCUGCACGGAGGACAAGGCCAUUCCCCUCGCCAUCCAGGAGGGCAUGGCCCAGCAGCUCGGCCCCAACGGCUUCACCUACUCCGUCAAGGCCUCCCACUCUCCCUUCCUCUCCGUCCCCAAGGAGGUUGUUGAGGGUCUGGAGCACGCUGCUAAGGUUGGCCAGGAGAGAGUCAGAGCAUAG